Schizophyllum commune H4-8 is the source of this 1494-nucleotide messenger RNA. RefSeq names its product MFS general substrate transporter. Gene Ontology annotation, biological process: transmembrane transport. The record is from RefSeq and is a predicted model, not a curated record. Bases 1 to 1494 code for a protein of 497 amino acids. NCBI's taxonomy places the organism in Eukaryota, Fungi, Basidiomycota, Agaricomycetes, Agaricales, Schizophyllaceae. The transcript is spliced from 7 exons. Gene Ontology annotation, molecular function: transmembrane transporter activity. Gene Ontology annotation, cellular component: membrane.
AUGGCCGCCACCACCGACAGCGCGUCUAUCGAGAAGCAGGUCAGCGAGAACGAGUCGCUGCCUCCGGCCCGCGAGAAGCAGCCGCUUUCGAAGCGCAUAUUGCGCGUCGUGUGGGAUUCGCUCGACAAGUCCCCGCAGGAGCGGAAGCUCCUAGUCAAGAUUGACUGGUGGAUCUUGUCCUAUGUCUGCGUCGCCUACUUCAUCAAGUAUUUGGACCAGACCAACAUUAGCCAGGCGUAUGUCUCGGGUAUGAAGGAGGACUUGAAGCUCGCCGGCAACGACCUGAACCUGCUAACAACAUGGUGGACGGUUGGCUACAUUCUCGGCCAGCUCCCCUCACAAGUCAUGCUAUCUUACGUCCGUCCUUCGAUCUGGCUCCCUACGAUGGAGCUCUUGUGGUCGGUGUUCGUUAUCGGCAUGGCGGGCGCAAAGAAUGUCAAGACGAUGUAUGCGCUGCGCUUCUUCGUCGGCUUGUUUGAGGCAUCUGCAUACCCCGGUAUCAUGACACUCUUGGGCAACUGGUAUAUUCCCGCCGAGCUAGGCAAGCGCUCCUGCAUCUUCCAGGCGUCUUCGUCCGCGGCUCAGAUGUUCAGUGGCUACUUGCAGGCCGCACUGCACUCCGGUAUGGACGGGCGUGCUGGCUUGGCCUCCUGGAGGUGGCUCAUGAUCUUCGACGGCAUCAUCGCCGUGCCCAUCUGCAUCUACGGCUACUUCGCCAUUCCCGACUCGCCCACCACGACGAAGGUCAAAUGGCUCAACGAGCAGGAGAAGCAGAUGACGCGCGAGCGCAUGGAGCGCGUCGGCCGCGCCGCCCCGCGCAAACUCACCUGGCAGACAUGCCUCGACAUCGCGAAGGCAUGGCCCGUCUGGCUCUUCAGCGCCGCGUUCAUCGCGCACGUGCUCGCCAUCCGCAUCUACUCGUACAUGAACCUCUGGCUCAAGGCCGCGGGCACGUACUCGACCGAGGCGGUCAACAUCAUCCCCACCGGCGGGUACGCGCUGCAGAUCGUGUGCACGCUGCUCAUGGCGUGGACGUCGGAUGCGAUCCAGAUGCGGUGGCCUCUUAUUAUCGUUGCGGCGACAGUCUCGAUGACCGGCACGAUCAUCCUGUCCGUUUGGCCGAGCACGAAUAGCGGCAUCUUCGCUGGGUGGUACCUCACGUUCUGCGAGACCGGCGCCGGCGCGCUGUUCAUCUCCUGGAUCAACGAGGUCCUCUCGCACUCCGAAGAGCAGCGCCGCAUCGUCAUCGGCGUUGUUGAGACCCUCGCCUUCACCUUCCAGGCGUGGGUGCCGUUGCUCAUCUACAACACCGGGGAAGCCCCGCGCUUCCGCAUCGGCUACCAGAUGGCGGCCAUGUUCUUCGCCAUCGAGAUCCUGCUCACGCUCGUCAUGGCUUGGUUAUGGCGUGGGCGGAACACGUCGGGUGUGGAUCUCAGGGAGGAGAAGGACAUUGCCCUCGCGCCGAGGCAAGAAAAGGACCAGGCAGCCCUCUGA